UUUUUAGGUCAAACAAAGUAGCAGUGUGUAAACAGUGUAUGGAACGAAUUGUUCUUGUAUGAUGACACAGAAGGGACGAUAUGGUCAGAGGGGAAACAGUAAAAGAGAAAAUUUAGACAAAAACAGAAGUGAUAAAGACAGUCUAAAAGUGAAAUCGUCCAACCAGUCAACAAAAAACAGAAUGCCAUGGUGGAUGCGAUUUCUCUUCAAAACUGUGGGGUCUGGUCUUGUCGUUGUGUACGUAUGUAUCCCAGGAUUCAUUUGGCUUAACCCAUGGAUACCAUCAAAGGUCAUCUUUCUGAAUAUGAUCAGAUGGCCUCCCUUGGCUAACUUGAGUAAUCCAAGUGAAUUUGGUUUGGAAGGAGCCAGGAAUAUGCAUUUAAGACACAAGGAGGAAACAUUAGGGGUGUGGCAAGUAUUGCCAAGCAGUAUCACCACAAACAGUGACAUAAUUGAUAACAGCACAUUUGAAAACUCGUUAUCGAGUGGAAAACCUAUAUUUUUAUAUCUUCAUGGAAACACGGGAACAAGAGCUGGCUGGCACAGAGUUCAGUUGUACAAGCUACUGACUAGUCUGGACUUUCAUGUUGUUGCUGUUGACUACAGAGGCUAUGGGGACUCCUCUGGCUCUCCAACAGAAAAUGGCGUGUGUGAAGACGCCUUGUUUGUCUAUCGUUGGAUUGAGAAGAGGAAAGGGUCAUCUCCCCUAUUUCUGUGGGGACAUUCUCUGGGCACAGGGAUAACAACGAAGGUUGCGAAAAUGCUGCGAAGUACAGAUGAUGUUCCUGUGGGUGUUGUACUUGAAUCUCCAUUUAACAACAUACAAGAUGCUGCCACCAGCCAUCCGUUUGCUGCACCCUACAAAUACCUACCUGGGUUCAGCUCCAUCUCUGACACGAUCAGAGACCACGAUAUCCAUUUUGCAAGUGAUGAAAAUAUAGCUGAUGUCACCUCCCCGUUGUUGAUAUUGCACGCACAUGAUGAUCGCAUCGUUCCAAUUGAGCUGGGGGAAGAGAGUAAGUACAGUUUCAGGAAAGAUAAUCAUGACAGAAAUUUACUUCUGACCUCUAGAAUUGACAAUGUAAACCUACAAAACAACUUCAUGGCAACGAGCAACAACUAUAUGAUGCAGCCAAAAGCAGGUCGUUCUACAGAAAUUGAGAGCUUGACAUUUGUGGAGUUCAAACAUCACCAUGGUUACGGCCAUAAGCACAUCUUCAAAGCUCCAGAACUUCCAGAUAUCAUCAGGAAAUUUGUGACAGAAAGCAUUGAAGCUUAUGAAGGUUUACAAUGAAGACAAGUGUUCCUCAGAUGAUCUUAUACAUGGCUAACAAUUUACGUUGUUAUUUUAAAUAAUCUCUUAGGAUUUUCCUUUUAAAAUUAACUGUGAUUUUUAUAAGCUUUUGCGCAGUGAAUCUUUUACAGGGUAAAUACAUCAGAUUUUUCAAAAGCUAUUUUUAAUUGUUGUUUGUGAAGUCUGAAGUUGAUAUAAGCAUAAUUUAGAACGUUUUUUUAUCUUUAAAUCUGAGAUUUUAACUAAUAUAGAAAUUUUUUUGGGUGUUUGCCAUGAAUGUGUGAAUAGAAUAGUUUUAGAUUUUUGUUGUUGUUAUCUUAAUCUAGUUGAAUAAUGGCUAGAAUAAAUUGGCAAAAUGGGAUUAACUGAACUAAGUGUGGGGUCUUACUUUAGCGGAUAUAUUGGAUUAAGUCUAGACAAAGCCUUGUUUAGCUUGUUGCUGCUGUGACCAGGUGAGACCAGACUAUAAUCCAAUUAGGCUCCGUCUGUUUUGUAUGCAGGUUUAGCAAGCCCUUCUUGGUGGGAAGCAAACCUCUUUGGAAGUUGAGUAAUCCUUUAGGGAAAAGCCAAGUGUUAGUUGUGUGUUUGUGCAGGCUGAAUGCAGCAUUUAUGCAAAAGCCCAAGAUCAAACCUUACAAAUUUUAACAUUAUGAGUGAAUCAAUAAAACGUUGUCAAAACCUUGCAUACGGUGAACAAAAAUAUGUUGAUGCAUUGUAGUUACAUAUGGUUUUGUGAAAGAUUAGGUUUUCAGUUCAGCAGAAACAUUGAUUGUGAUUGUUUAUUAGAACAUAAACUGCAGAUAAGUAUUGUCACGUCCAGGAAACCCCCUGUAUGGCUGCCACAGCAUGGCUGCUGAACUGCUAAAAAGAUUGGACAAUCCUUCUGCACCAGCCAUGUCAACCCUGCUGAACUUUACACCAUCUGCUGUAUGAUCUCUCUUUAUUUUUCCUGUUUGGAGCUGGUUUUAAGAUUUAAGCAAUUAUUAUCUGGCCCAGCAUGGGUUUAUGCCUGCUGAAUUUUUUAAACAUCUGUUGCAUGAUUUCUUUUAGUUUCUUCAAAGAAUUUUUAUAAAUUUGUAUAUAUGAUGGAACAUGCUGUUGGUUUUAAUUGUGCACAUUUUAAUACUGCUGUUAAAUAUGUACGAAUUUUAAUUGGCUGUAUAUAUUUUGCUGGAUGACAUACUGAAAAUUUUAAUAUAUUUAAAUUAAUUGACACUUUUUGGAGCAUUGAUACAAAUUAUUGGAAUGCCUUGAAAACUAUGGAGUUAAAAUCAUCAGGAGAUAAUUUCUGGGUUUUCUGAUUGUAAUAUUUGAAAUGAAAUGAAUUUAAAAUGUGAUAAAACCAUUGGCUGAAUACUACAGACAAAAUGGCUGAUGGCAAUUAUGCAAGCUUGUAAUGCGAUUAUAUGAUUUGAUUAAUAUAUUCAAGUGUGAUAAGUAUACACAAUUUGAUAUGUGAAGUCAGUGGCCCUUGUACAUACAUGUGUAGCAUACCCAGCUGUGAUUACAUAUAGCCCAGGGGCCACUUUCACAAAACUUUGUAACUUUCCUUGUAAUGGUGUUUUUAUAAACCUAGAUAUCAUAGUUCGGCAAAAAAGAUACGAGAAAAUUGAUUUAUGAAGUUUUGUGAAAGUAGCUCCUGUAGCAUAAUGACUGCACUGCCUAAUCAUGCACAUUGCAUUGUGGGAUCUGAAGCAUAAAGCACUUUUAGACUUAAAUCCAUUUUUACUAUACAUCAGCAGCCUAUAGUGUAUAUAACACAUUUUGAUAUAUAAUCACUUGUCCGUUGUCUAGAUUACAUUAUUGAUGUACACUGGGGGUAAAAUGAAAUGAUUUUUCAAUCACAUACAGGUGAUAUGCAAAGAUUUUAGUUUUGCAGAAAUUGUAGUUCACAACCAUUUUGUUGCUGGACAAAUCUUUCAUUUUCUUUCUAAAACAAAUAUUGGGUGACAGUUCAUGCAAUGUGAAAUCCCACUUCUCAAGGUGAAUUUCCUUCAAAAUGAUGGGACUGACUCAUGAACACAAGUCUAUCCAAUAAGCUGCAAAUCUGGCACUAAAGUGUGAUUUUGCCUGACAUGACUGAUGCGCGGGAAUAUUGUUGUGAGCUUACAGGAAUCUGGUAUGAAUUGUCUUGAUGUGCAAGUUAUGAUCUUUUUCAAGCAAAGUUCCUAUAUAAAAAACAGUUUGUCUUUCUCUUUUUUUUACUACAAGUAUUAGCAGAUGUGCACAGCCAAUACAGUACAGAUAUGAGACAUUGUAUUUUGGUUUGUCUAAAGAAUGUACAUCACAGAUAAUCAGGUUUAGGUAAAUUAUUUCACCUCAUUUUGAGGUAAUUGUGGAUAGUGAUCAUGCAGGUAAAUUGAGUGACUGUAAAGUUACAAUUAAUGUUUACACCUACAUACAUGUAUUUUAUUUUUAAUCUUUUCCUUGCCAUUUCAUCGACGGUCAUACUCGUAAUUUGUCUUCAUUAUUUGUUGUAGUGAAUUGUUUUUGAAUAUUUUCCCCAAUGCCCUAUUGUUCGGUAGAUUAGACACUAUAAAUUUGCUUUAUUCAAGUUUGGUUUAACCUAUUUAUCCAUAGAUUAAAUCUUGGUGAAUAAACAUGAA
Molecule: messenger RNA, 3900 nt
Organism: Liolophura sinensis
Lineage: Eukaryota; Metazoa; Mollusca; Polyplacophora; Chitonida; Chitonidae
Product: lysophosphatidylserine lipase ABHD12-like
Biological process (GO): phosphatidylserine catabolic process; monoacylglycerol catabolic process
Cellular component (GO): endoplasmic reticulum membrane
Molecular function (GO): monoacylglycerol lipase activity; phosphatidylcholine lysophospholipase A1 activity
Source: RefSeq, a predicted model, not a curated record